Messenger RNA from Meloidogyne enterolobii, 521 nucleotides. Lineage: Eukaryota; Metazoa; Nematoda; Chromadorea; Rhabditida; Meloidogynidae. The record is from the annotation of a GenBank genome assembly.
UAAAAUUUGAAGAAAAUGGAAAAAUUGAGAAGAAUAAUGUAAAUUUAAAUGAAAAGGUAGGGGAGGUUUAGAGUUAAUCAAAAUUAUUAAAAAAUGCAAAUUAAAGAGAAUCAAAAAAACUUCUAGUUCUAAAAACAAUAAAUCUCGUUUGUAAAUUAUCUCGGAAUUUUGAUUGGCUUAACUGAAAACAUCCAAAAUAUAAGACCGUGUUUUUAUUUCAAAAAAAUAUUUUUUUGUUUAACAUAAAUAUGUAUAUCCAAAUGAAAAUUUUUUUAAUCAAGGAAAAUGAAAGCACACCUCUUGAAUAUUUUUAUAAUAAAGAAGAUGAUCCAUUUGACAACAAAUCUUUGACAAUAAAAGAAAAUAAUAAUAUAACCAAUCAACAACAAAAUAAUUAUUUAUUACCCUUAUCUCCAAUACCUUCAAUUGCAAGCCCAUCACUUUCACGAAUUCCACGUUUAUAUUCUACUCCACAAAUAAAAAGGACAACAAAAGAAAUUGGUAAAUUAAUUUUUAAUUAG